Eptesicus fuscus (big brown bat) is the source of this 2941-nucleotide messenger RNA. It is a transcript of the gene AMPD3, whose product is annotated as adenosine monophosphate deaminase 3. Gene Ontology annotation, molecular function: AMP deaminase activity. Gene Ontology annotation, cellular component: cytosol. The record is from RefSeq and is a predicted model, not a curated record. Bases 6 to 2309 code for a protein of 767 amino acids. Gene Ontology annotation, biological process: AMP metabolic process; IMP salvage. The transcript has 14 exons. Lineage: Eukaryota; Metazoa; Chordata; Mammalia; Chiroptera; Vespertilionidae.
CUGAGAUGCCGCGCCAGUUCCCCAAGCUGAACAUCUCUGAGGUGGACGAGCAAGUCCGGCUCCUGGCCGAGAAGGUGUUCGCUAAAGUGCUCCGAGAAGAGGACAGCAAAGAUGCCCUGUCCCUCUUCACCGUCCCCGAGGACUGCCCCAUCGGCCAAAAGGAGGCCAAGGAGAGGGAGCUGCAGAAGGAGCUGGCGGAGCAGGAGUCGGUGGAGACCGUGAAAAGAAAGAAAAGUUUCAAGAUGAUUCGAUCCCAGUCCCUGUCUCUGCAAAUGCCAACGCAGCCAGAUUGGAAGGGCCCCCCGACAACCACUCCAGCCAUGUCUCCUACAACACCUGUGCCCCCGGGAGCCACUUGCCCGCUCGCGCCAGCACCUUUUGCUAUGCCCGAGUACCAGCGGGUAACCAUCAGCGGAGAUUACUGUGCCGGGAUCACCGUGGAGGACUAUGAGCAGGCCGCCAAGAGCCUGGCCAAGGCCCUGAUGAUCCGGGAGAAGUAUGCCCGGCUUGCCUAUCACCGUUUCCCACGGACCACAGCCCAGUACUUGGGUCAUUCACGGGUGGACACAGCACCUCCGGGGGAGGGCCUCCCAGACUUCCACCCUCCCCCACUGUCCCAGGAAGACCCUUACUGUACAGAUGAUGCUCCCCCCAACCUGGGCUACCUGGUCCGCAUGCAGGGGGGCAUCCUCUUCGUGUACGACGACGAGAAGAUGCUGGAGCUCCAGGAGCCCCACAGCCUGCCCUACCCCGACCUGGAGACCUACACGGUGGACAUGAGCCACAUCCUGGCCCUCAUCACUGAUGGCCCCACGAAAACGUAUUGUCACCGGCGAUUGAACUUUCUGGAAUCCAAGUUCAGCCUUCACGAGAUGUUAAAUGAGAUGUCUGAGUUCAAAGAGUUGAAGAGUAACCCUCACCGAGACUUCUAUAAUGUGAGAAAGGUGGACACGCACAUCCACGCGGCUGCCUGCAUGAAUCAGAAGCACUUGCUGCGCUUCAUCAAGCACACGUACCAGACGGAGCCUGACAGAAUCGUGGCCGAGAAGCAGGGCCAGAAGAUCACCCUGCGGCAGGUGUUUGACAGCCUGCACAUGGACCCUUACGACCUCACUGUGGAUUCGCUGGACGUCCACGCGGGCCGGCAGACAUUCCACCGCUUUGACAAGUUCAACUCUAAAUACAAUCCUGUGGGGGCCAGUGAGCUGCGUGACCUGUAUUUGAAAACGGAAAACUAUUUGGGAGGAGAGUACUUUGCUCGGAUGGUCAAGGAGGUGGCCCGGGAGCUGGAGGAGAGCAAGUACCAGUACUCAGAGCCGAGGCUCUCCAUCUACGGCCGCAGUCCCGAUGAGUGGCUCAACCUGGCCCACUGGUUCAUCCAGCACAAGGUCUACUCUCCUAACAUGCGCUGGAUCAUCCAGGUGCCCCGGAUCUAUGACAUAUUUAGGUCAAAGAAGCUGCUGCCAAGCUUCGGGAAGAUGAUGGAGAACAUCUUCCUGCCCCUUUUUGAGGCCACAAUCAACCCCCAAGAUCACCGAGAGCUUCACCUCUUCCUCAAAUAUGUGACAGGGUUCGACAGUGUGGAUGAUGAGUCCAAGCACAGCGACCACAUGUUCUCGGACAAGAGCCCCAACCCGGACAUCUGGACCAGUGAGCAGAACCCGCCCUACAGCUACUACCUGUACUACAUGUAUGCCAACAUCAUGGUGCUCAACAACCUCCGCAGGGAACGAGGUCUGAGCACGUUCCUCUUCCGGCCUCACUGCGGCGAGGCUGGGUCCAUCACCCACCUGGUGUCUGCUUUCCUGACUGCCGACAACAUUUCCCACGGGCUGCUCCUCAAGAAGAGUCCGGUGUUGCAGUAUCUCUACUACCUGGCUCAGAUCCCCAUUGCCAUGUCUCCCCUUAGCAACAACAGUCUGUUCCUCGAAUAUUCCAAAAACCCUCUGAGGGAAUUCCUGCACAAGGGGCUGCAUGUUUCCCUCUCCACCGACGACCCCAUGCAGUUCCACUACACAAAGGAAGCACUUAUGGAAGAAUAUGCAAUUGCUGCUCAAGUGUGGAAGCUGAGCACGUGUGACCUGUGUGAGAUCGCCAGGAACAGCGUGCUGCAGAGCGGCCUCUCACAUCAGGAAAAGCAGAAGUUUCUGGGACAAAAUUAUUAUAAAGAAGGACCUGAAGGAAAUGAUAUUCGAAAGACAAAUGUUGCUCAGAUCCGGAUGGCAUUCCGAUACGAGACCUUAUGCAACGAGCUCAGCUUCCUGUCUGAUGCCAUGAAAUCAGAAGAGAUCACAGCCCUGACCAAGUAGGCCUAGCACUGGACAUGCAUUUUAACUUUCUGGUUUAAUUUCACGUCUGCUGUGAUUAACAGUGGUCAAGAUACCACACUAGGACUUUCCUCCCGGGAGAGGAUGCCUCUGAAGAACCUUCAAACCUAGUGAUUUUGGUUGCACUGUUCACUUUAAGACCUGACAUGUCCACUUCUGUUAGUAUUUCUGAGUAAUAGGUGGUGACUGCUCCUUGGGGAUCUGGGAGAUAGAAAGUUAUCUGUACUCAUUCCUAAUUUUCCAAAUAUUUCUCUUCAAACCACUAGUGCUUGCAUUGUUGGGGCCAGGAUCUUCCACGGUUCAAGAGGCUACUGACAUGGGGUCCGUGUGGUUUUCUGCCAUAGUCCACUUUAGGCCCUCCAGUCUUGGUGGUAGGUGGCUGCCUUAAACAAAAUCAAUUUCAAAGCUCCCUUUCAUAAAGGAGCUACUUUGAGAGAAUUAAAAUAUACAACUUCUACCCUGGCCAGUGUGCUCAGUGGUUAGAGUGUUGGCUCCUGAACUGAAGGGUUGUGGGAUCGAUUCUGGUCAAGGGCAUGUACCUGGGUUGCAGGUUCCUUGCUCCAAGUUGAGUGUGCAGGAGGCAACCAAUUGAUGUGUCUCUCUCACAUCGAUGU